UCCCCACGACUGGAGCACUGCUCACACAGACACAGAAGAUACCGGGGGAGAUUCCUUCGAAAGUUACAUCUUUAGGCAAUCUAAGCUCAUCUCGAUAACUUAACUCAAAUUUACGUGUUUUGAAACUACUUUACUGAAAUCACCAUGGCUGAAAAAAGACAUAUUGAGGAGGACUUGAAGGCUUCCAACGGCGAUGCGCAUCCUGAGGAACCAAAUUCGGCUAAGACCAACGGGCUCUCGAAGCCUAAGACAAGUGACCCGGAGACAAUCGCUAAAAAAAUUAAAAGAAUCGCCAUGGCCAAUUUACUGGUAAUUUUGACCGUGGCCGGGGUAAUAAUUGGCGUAUUUAUCGGACUUGGGGUGCGUAACGCAUCACUUAACAAGGCACAGAUUAUAUAUUUCGGCUUCCCCGGUGAGCUCCUUAUCCGCCUGCUUAAAAUGAUCAUCAUCCCUUUGGUCGUGUGCAGUCUUGUAUCCGGAGCGGCCAGCAUUGAUCCAAAGGCACUGGGAAAAUUGGGCGGUUGGGCGAUGCUGUUCUUUUUAGUGACAACUUUAAUUGCAUCAUCCAUCGGGGUCAUAAUGGCCUUCAUCAUUCAACCCGGUGUCCUGUCCACAUCAAAACCACUGAUCUCGGGGGACAGCGAUGGGGUCCCACAGGCCAAAGAAGUGGUGGACUCCUUUUUGGACCUAAUAAGGAACGUUUUCCCCUCCAACCUGGUGUCCUCUGCAUUCCAGUCGUACUCCACCAGCUAUAAACUGGUGAAAGUGGAGAAGAACAUGACGGAUGGCAUGGGCAAUGAGACGAUAUUCUCCGUGGAGAAGGUCCCUUUUGGGAACGAUGUGGACGGGAUGAACAUCCUGGGCCUGGUGGUGUUCGCCAUCGUGUUCGGCGUGGCUCUGAGGAAGCUCGGGGAGGAGGGCGAGAUCCUCAUCAAGUUCUUCAACUCCUUCAAUGAGGCCACCAUGGUGCUGGUGAGCUGGAUCAUGUGGUACGCCCCCCUGGGCAUCAUGUUCCUGGUGGCGGCGAAGAUCGUGGAGAUGGAGAACGUGGCCACGCUGUUCGCCAGCCUGGGGAAGUACAUCGCCUGCUGCGUGAUUGGCCACGCCGUGCACGGCCUGCUGGUCCUGCCCUUCAUCUACUUCAUCAUCACGCGCAAGAACCCCUACACCUUCCUGAUGGGCCUGGUCACCGCCCUAGCCACCGCCUUCGGCACGUCCUCCAGCUCGGCCACUCUGCCCCUGAUGAUGAAGUGCGUGGAGGAGAACAACGGCGUCUCCAAGCACAUCAGCCGCUUCAUCCUGCCCAUCGGCGCCACCGUCAACAUGGACGGAGCAGCCCUCUUCCAGUGCGUGGCCGCCGUGUUCAUCGCCCAGCUCAACGACCACUCGCUCAACUUCAUCCAGGUCAUCACCAUCCUAGUGACAGCUACAGCGUCCAGUGUGGGAGCAGCAGGGAUCCCUGCAGGGGGCGUGCUCACUCUGGCCAUCAUCCUGGAGGCAGUGGGCCUGCCCACCAAUGACAUCUCUCUUAUCCUCGCUGUGGAUUGGCUUGUCGACCGCACCUGCACCAUCAUCAACGUGGAGGGCGAUGCCUUCGGGGCGGGGCUGCUGCAGUUCUUCGUCGACCGCACCGCCAAGAAGGAGGAGGGGACGGAGCUCAGCGAGGUCAAGACGGGCGACACCCCGCCCGCCGAGGAGGGCUCACCACUGAUGCCCAAGACCAGGAAGGAGCUGGAGGACGGGGACGCCCUGGCAAAGCCUCGGCGCAGUGACGAGGAGUCGAUCAUGUAGGGGGCGAGGAGGAUCGCCACAUCAUGAAAACUCCCGCUCCUGUGCUCUCGGCUCUGUCUGUAUGGACACUUAUACUGGGGAGGUGGGGGGUUUGGAAGUAUGGAAGGAGGCCGGGGAAUAAGAUCUACUGUUCUAUUUUUUUAAGUAUCAAUAUUUAUUAGUUGCCAGUACGGAAUCUCUCUACACCUCUACUUCAAGGUACUUUUGUUCCUUUUAAAGAUAUGGACCUCGUCUUUAGUCAUUCUCUGUCCGGUCUCUCAGACUUUAAAUCUCACCAAAGAGACAAGGUCUGGCACCUUGCGGGAAAAUUCUCCACCAAAGUAUUUCUUGCGUUAUCAUCUAGCUGUAUCAGCUACUUCUAUACACCUAACAAUAGUCCAGAGCAAUCUCAGAGGUUCAACCCACUUGAGUUACGUCCUCACACGGUGAGGGACUGUUGAGGCAGAAUAUGCCAUUGUUGACUUUGGUUUUCUUCGCAAAUUCAUUUGCCCUGGGCUCUUUGGAGGUGUAGCACCAAGUUUCUGGUAAUUAACUGACAUUCAGCUGUGUCCACAAACGACACAACACGAACGACGCAAACAAAAAAAACACGUUAAAGAUAGCUGGAAGAUGGGCGGGGAAUAAGAUCUACUGUUCUAUUUUUUCAAUAUCAAUAUUUAUUAGUUCUGAGUAACAUGGUACGAAAAAAAGGAUAGAAAAAAAAAACACAAGUUGGAGAUAGCUGGCCAGCUCAUGUUCUGCAGGACGUUUUUGCAGAAGCCAUCCCACCGUGUUGGGAAACUACUUUCACAAACCCUUGUGUCUCCUACAUGAUCCCAAUAUGAAAUCCAUCCACUACAGCAAAGAAAACCACUAUCUACAGUCUACAUGGCUGAGAGGUCCUAGCAACGCAUAUUGUUCUGACAUCACUAGCCUUUGGGUUUGGUUACCGUAGGUACACUUGUCAAAAUGCAGCUGUAAAGUAGCGUGUGUAUCGGUUUCUGUAGCAUUUCUGUGUUGGGUUUUAAACACGGUUCUGGCGCCCGCUCUUCUCCCGGCCUGAGUGGGCCAGUCGGGCAGUGCUCUUGAACUGUGACGCGUGACUUGAGAACGGAGAGUGAAAUGGCAGGGCCACUAGAGACGACAAGCUAGCUCAUUGGAUGAGAUGCUGACCAAUCAGUUGACUGUUACAGAGAUGACCAGAUGACCUUGAGGUGAAAGUGCACGCGUACCUCUGAGCUCUGAUUUCUGGCUGAAAGCCAUAUAUGGAGGAUUAGGAUCAUUUUUUUCCGUUAGUUAGUACCUUACCAAUUUAGUGGUCUUACCAAUGUUAGCCUGGAUCACACAGGCAAGACCAGACCUUCAGACUAUCGGUCCUAUAUGAAUUUGAAUUUAUGCUGUAUUUUGUCAGUAAUGUUGUGCUACGUGGUUAUUGUAAACGUGCAUGGCGUGUGCAAAAAUGAAAGCAUAUUGACUUCUUGAAAAUGCUAGGGCGGGGAUAAUCAAAUCACGAGCCUCCAGGGCUGAGAACUGCUGCCUUUCCACCCUCCCUUCUUUACCUGGGUGUGAAGUCAGGAGCACUCAUUGUGAAGUUAAUUUUCUCAGAGAAGAGAAAAUCAGGGCCAGAUUUGAUAAUGCCUGCUCAUGGUUUCAGAGGAAGAGGGCAUUAAGAUGGAGGCAAACGCUUGCACAAGUCUUGCAUAGGCAUAAAUUGAAGGGCCUGAACUAUUCCCACGUGAGAAUGAUUCAUUUAGAAGAUAAUCUUGCUCAAAUCAUAUAUUACUGUUUUACCUGAUAGUCUUGGUGGCUGUUUGAUGAUUGUUUUAGGCUGCCUUAUGUCAUUGUAGCUAAUCAAGCCACCAUGCUACACCCAGUCCUUAAACUAGCUGGCAUUCUGUUGUGUCGAGGAUGUAGCCCUCAUCACAUGACCUGGGACAUGGCCUCUCGUGACCUUUGCAGGGGAUACGUGCUGCCCUUUCUUGUCCCGUUGCCAUUGGUUACCUUCAGGUAUGUCACCUGACACAAUGGAAUGGUCGGCACACCAGCCAGCAAGUCCCUACAAGGAUAUUUUUUUCAUAAAGCUUCUUUCAAAUUCAGCUAUAACUGACUGUGUUGUGCUUACUGUGCUUUUUAUAUUGGCCAGUGUAUUUGUCUAAUGCUUUGCUGCUCAGAUAACCCUCUGCUUGUGCUGUCUGACCUCGCUGUGCGUGUGUGCGUGUGUGCCACAUGAUGUGGGGAUAUGCUCUUAUGUUCUGUGAGUGCGUUAUUAUGCACAGGGUACGUGUCCGGGCCCGUUCUAAAGACGCGGGCCCGUUUUACACUUGAACAUGGCGGGGAUCUCAUAUUUCAGCUGAAGCUCUGACAUUCCCUUUACUGACCUUGUGCCAUCUGCAAGAGGGAGGAGCAUCUGGUAGCAUAUCUGUUACUCUGUGUGUGUGUGUGUGUGUGUGUGUGUGUGUGUGUGUGUGUGUGUGUGUGUGCGUGUGUGUGCGUGCGUGCGUGUGUAUAUAUGCGUGCUCAAGUGUAUUCAUCUUUAUGAUUUAAAGCCCUGCUGAAUCAACAUCAUUAUCAUUUCACUUUUAUGCUUUCCAAAGACCCGGAUCCUUGGUGGUUGGCAGCCGCUAGUGUCUACAGGCUAGAUACAAUAAUGUUUACAAAAAAAUCUGAAGUUUGUAACUCUGCUCUACUGAACACUAACGGUUUUCAUUUAUUUUCUUUGAAACCAUUGUCAGGCGCGCAUGUCCGUAACAACCAUGUGUGCUGUGUAGAACUGAAAGUUUCUCUAACGUGCGUCGAACCCGUUAUUCCUGUUCAUUUGACGACACGUCUGCAAACCUCUGCUGUAGCUCCCUUCUCCCGAAGGAGUGUUGUUGCCGUGACAACGCGAGAACGUCACAACCGGGGCCCAAUGCGCAACUGUAUGCUGGCUGUAGAAUAAAAACCUUUUUAUUGUA
Messenger RNA from Conger conger (European conger), 4724 nucleotides. It is a transcript of the gene slc1a5, whose product is annotated as solute carrier family 1 member 5. The transcript is spliced from 8 exons. Gene Ontology annotation, biological process: L-aspartate import across plasma membrane. Lineage: Eukaryota; Metazoa; Chordata; Actinopteri; Anguilliformes; Congridae. Bases 145 to 1791 code for a protein of 548 amino acids. Gene Ontology annotation, cellular component: plasma membrane. Gene Ontology annotation, molecular function: neutral L-amino acid transmembrane transporter activity; symporter activity; L-aspartate transmembrane transporter activity. The record is from RefSeq and is a predicted model, not a curated record.